AUGGCGCUAGGUAUUGAUCCUACAAAUGCACCUCGACUGCGUUUGUUCGCAUGGAAUGUCUUUCUUGGCUCACGAAAGUCGAAUCACAUUCCUGUCUCGCAGUCCAUCACUCAGAUUUUGUCAUGGCCUGAGGUAGAAGAGCUUGUAAGCAUCUACUUCGCCAAAGUAGAUCCAUGCUACGGAUUUGUGGAUCGUCGCUCGCUUGAGCGGCGUAUGCGAACUUACUGGACGAAUGAUGAAACCGAGACUAGCUCAUUUGAGGCUGUGAUGUGUGGUGUUGCGGCCUUGGGACUUCUGUUCUCGCGAAGGAACGUCGUCGAUGCAGAGUUGGACCUUGUCGAAACUGCCAAGCGGAUUCUCGAGGAGUCAAUAUCGUUACAUCCUUCUCUGGACAUCGUUACUGCAUGGGUGCUACGGGUAGCCUAUAUGCGAAUGACUGCACCAGCGCAUGCCGCAUGGAUGGCCAGUUGUAUGUUGAUGCACACUCUCGAAGCAGCUGGCAUCCAUUCGACACACGUACUCAAUUGGAGCGCUGAUGAGUCAGGUCAGCCGCUGACGCCGGAGAUCAGAAAGCGUAUCCUUGGUGUUGCCCAGCAUCUCAAUAUCUGGAUGUCGUUUGAUAUCGGACGCUCUAGGGUACAUCUUCAGACGCUCGAUUUCGAUCUACCUGCACCUAGAGAAGGCGGCUACACCACAGAACUGCUUGAACUACUACCUCAUUCCGAGAACCUUAACCCUGACAAGAUUCUUGCUCAAUGCAAUCUCACACUCUUGCUGUGCCGCCGCUUGAGAACUCUCAACUUUCACUUCCAAGGCAGUCUUCUCAGUCAGGUGUUGACAGUCACGGCAAGAGGCAUCAAGGCUGCUCAAGACCUGUUGGACGACUGUGCUCCGUGGCAUCAUGUGGUAAAUGUCCCGUUCCAGAUCAUCUGUAUCUUGCUCGCAUUAGAUACACCAGCUGCAAUCGCACAACUGAACGAUGGCAUCAAGACUUUGAGCAACAUCCAACUCGUUUACCCGACCGAUGCCGCUAAAGAAGCGCUCAGUACAGCUUGUUUGCUCAUACAUCUACACAGGAAACGCAAAGAAGCAGAUCUGAAAACACUUUCCGAGAUUGUAUCGACAUACUCACCAUCGGUCUUGUUCGAUCAGACAAUCCCUUCACAACCUCAGACUAUCAAUGAUUGGGGCAGCACUUGGCUCGAAACCCUACCCGAGAUGCCGGAUCUCCAGACCUUCGACAUUGAUCGGUUUCUCAAUGGUAGUAGUGAGUGGAGUAUCCCUGGUGACUGGACACAAGGCUUCUGCGACAUGAAUGCGUUACUCAAGAAGGCAUAUCCAUGGAUCAAGCUUCCACUGAUCGUGUCGGCGCCAAUGCUGGGUGCUGCAACGCCUGCUCUCGCAGCUUCAGUCAGCCAGGCGGGUGGUAUUGGUUUCCUAGCUGGUGGGACCAAGCCUGCUGAACUCGAUAAUCUCCUGACGAAGACCUCGGCUUUGUUUUCCUGCAAAUCACAUCUUCACAACAGCGUCUUGCCCAUCGGUGUUGGUUUCCAAAACUGGGGCUGUGAUCUCGAUGUUAUGUCACCAAUCUUCCAGAAACACUGCGUUGCUGCUAUCUGGCUUUUUGCUCCAAAACAGCUAUCAGACUUUAGUGCAUGGGCUCAGGAAAUUCGAAGUGUGAGCGAAGGACGUACACAAGUCUGGGUCCAAGUCGGGACGGUAUUCGGGGCACUGGAAGUGAUGAAGCUGGCUCGCCCCGAUGUCAUCGUCGUCCAAGGGACAGACGCGGGUGGCCAUGGUCUUCGCCAAUCCGCCAGUAUCAUAUCAUUGUUGCCAGAGACCAAGGAUGCACUCAAAGCUGCUGGCUAUCCUCACGUGCCAGUACUUGCUGCUGGCGGGAUCGCCGAGUCGAGAGGUGUUGCUGCUGCCCUCACUCUGGGUGCUGCUGGCGUCGUCAUGGGGACGAGAUUUCUCGCUGCAAGCGAAGCUGGUAUUGCGAAAGGCUGGCAGAACGAAAUUAUUCGUGUCAAGGAUGGCGGUAUCACCACUAGAAGGUCAACUCUCUGCGAUCGUCUCAAGGAAACAGUUGGCUGGCCGCAACAUUACGAUGGGAGAGCCAUUAUUAACAAAGGACACUCGGACGAGGAAGCAGGCUUGUCUGAUGCUGAAAAUGUACGCAUGUACAAAGAGGGGCUCAAGCGCGGCGAUGGCGCGUGGGGUGACCACGGGAGAAUGGUGACCUACGCUGGUACCGGUGUCGGGUUAAUCAAGGAUCGCAAAUCUGCCGCUGCGAUUGUGGAAGAGACAUCUUCCGGUGCUUCGGAGAUACUGCAACGUUGCGCAGGCACAGUAAGCUCCCGACUUUGA
This is a messenger RNA of Aureobasidium vineae, 2367 nucleotides long. The record is from the annotation of a GenBank genome assembly. NCBI's taxonomy places the organism in Eukaryota, Fungi, Ascomycota, Dothideomycetes, Dothideales, Saccotheciaceae.